AUGCAGUCUCUCCUGCUGGCCGUCUUCCUCCUUCACACCUGCCCCCCCGGAGGAGCCAGCAACCUCUAUGAGGACCUGACGCUGAUGAGGACAGACCUGGCGCUUCGCCUGUACCGGAGCGUGGCCAUGGCCGGCAACCAAACCAACCUGGUCCUCUCCCCCGCCGGUGCCUUCAUCCCCCUAGAGCUCCUGCAGUUCGGAGCCCGGGGGAACACCGGCCGGCAGCUGGCCCAGGCCCUGGGCUACACUGUCCACGACCCCAAGGUCAGAGAAUGGCUGCGGGCUGUCUAUGCCGUGCUGCCCAGCACCAGCCCGGGUGCCAAGCUGGAGGUGGCCUGCACCCUCUACGUGCAGACGGGGACACCACUCACCCCCUGCUUCGUGGAGCAGGUCUCCCGAUGGGCAAACAGCAGCCUGGAGCUGGCUAAUCUCAGGGAGCCCAACAGCACUGCCAUGCUGGCCAACGGAUGGGGCCCCAGGCAGACCACAGGGGAUGGGCCGCUGGGCUCCACGUGGGAGCGCGGUGGCGGCCCGGAGUCUGCGCAGCUGGUGCUGGUGAGCACCGUGUCCUUCCAGAGCGCCUGGCGGCAUCAGUUCUCCUUCUCGGAUACUCAGCUCCUGCCUUUCACCUGCGCCCAGGGCCUGGCCCUCGAGGUUCCCAUGAUGUACCAAAUGGCCGAGGUCAACUAUGGCCAGUUUCAGGACCCUGCGGGCCAUCAGGUGGGGGUGCUGGAGCUGCCAUACCUGGGAACUGCGGCCAGCCUGCUCCUGGUCCUGCCUCGGGACAGAGACACACCGCUGAGCCACAUUGAGCCCCACCUCACAGCCAGUCUCCUCCACGCCUGGACCACCAGCCUGAAGAGAGCCCGGAUGGAGGUGUUCCUGCCCAGGUUUAGGAUCCAAAAUCAUUUCGACUUGAAAAACAUUUUAUAUUCCUGGGGAGUCAUCGAUCUUUUUGAUCCACUCAGAGCUAACUUGAAAGGAAUUUCAGGCCAAGAUGGCUUUUAUGUUUCUGAAGCGAUCCACAAAGCCAAGAUCGAGGUUUCAGAGGAAGGAACUAAGGCAUCUGCAGCCACAGCUCUGUUGUUACUGAAAAGGUCUCGGAUUCCUAUUUUUAAAGCGGAUCGGCCGUUCAUCUUUUUCCUGAGAGAACCGAACACAGCAUUUGUCUUCAGUAUUGGGAGAGUUCUGAACCCCCUACACUGA
Molecule: messenger RNA, 1206 nt
Organism: Rangifer tarandus platyrhynchus (Svalbard reindeer)
Lineage: Eukaryota; Metazoa; Chordata; Mammalia; Artiodactyla; Cervidae
Source: the annotation of a GenBank genome assembly